This is a messenger RNA of Aphanomyces astaci, 486 nucleotides long. RefSeq lists its product as hypothetical. Bases 1 to 486 code for a protein of 161 amino acids. The record is from RefSeq and is a predicted model, not a curated record. The transcript has a single exon. NCBI's taxonomy places the organism in Eukaryota, Oomycota, Saprolegniomycetes, Saprolegniales, Verrucalvaceae.
AUGAACGUGGAGCUCCCUGGCAGCGACCAUGAUGAAGAACGCGAAACUCGAUCCCCUUCGGAUCGCUCCGCAAGUCCGACAGCCGGAUCUGCAUUCCAAGACCGUUUCCAAGACCGCGGAAGGCCGCGGAGCCAAGAAACGGUGCGGCGACUGUUUCGAUCUCCCCAAGGACGCCGGCAGCCGGUGGCAGUGGACGAGUCAUGGACUUACAGACGGCCGACCGGUCCAGCGCCUGACAGCACGGAGCCUACGGAUGCCCCGGUCGCGGAAAAGGAAGACGUGGACAUGAGCCAUACGGACGUGUACCUACACAACGCUCCGGUCCUCCCGAAAAAUCCGACGUUCAAGGGAUCGACCAAGGAGGAACGCCGUACGUUUAUGGCCACGUACAACUUGUACAUCAGCCAGACAACGGCCCUUACCGUUAAUGGGACUCAACAGUUCGUCAUGCCGGUGAACGCAUGCAUCGAUCCAGCUAGCAAGUAA